UCCUGUACGCGUUCGCGCACUGAUGUGCAACAAUUUUUAUGGGUUCGUCGAAGAAGGUGAAAUAGAAUGUGCGAAAAAAGUUAAUGCUGCAGUAAACCAAUUUGCAUAAAUUUAAUUUUGCCAUAGAUGGUGCUAAAAUUUGAUAAAGUUAUGUUGGUAAGAAUAACCAAGCAUCAAUCUGCUGAAGAUUCUGCUGACUCACUGGAAAUGUCUGCAUAAAUUCAGAGAUGGGAGUUUUGAAAGCAUAGUAGCAUGGAAAUAUUGGAACAAAAAAAUAAAACAACCUCAAAAUGUGCAUUUUUUUUAUUUCUGACUGUCUGUAGAGUAUGGGAUUGCAUAAAACUUUUAAAUGGAAACCUCGAUUCUUUCUUCUGAGAGCUCUCUCAAGUAAAAACAGUAAUACAAUUCCGUUUUAAGACACACAAUUUGAAAAAAGCAAUAUCAUAUUGAAAGAGAACCGAAAAAUUAAAGUCCAGCUUUAGACUAUGGCAUCUAUAGUUAUUCAAUUUAUAAUAGAGUUUUCAACCUUUGUUUCUUAAUAACUUGCUUUAUAAUUUGCCUUUUAUCAUGAAGCAAAUGCCAAUUCAUUUAAAAUACUCUGAUGUCUACUAGAAUAUUUUAAACAUAUUGCAAAACGCCUAUAAUUAGUGCUAUAUUCGCAAAUUAGUGUUGACAUAGACGCUAUUGCUGAUAAAUCCUUUAUUUUAAAGAGGAAAAUGAUUACUGGCGAUAUAAUUUAUAAACGAAAAAGAAUGAUAUCAGAACUAUAAGCAUUACUGACAAAUUGUGUUUGACUUCAAUUUAUAGUAUACAUAAUUUGCGUUACAAAAGUUUAAAAAACUUAUUGUUUCUUUUUUUUAAUAUAGCUAUAAUAUCUAUAAGAAGCGAUUACAAACAGAAAUAAUUUAAACAUCGGAAUUUGCUUAGUACGAUGUUUUCUUCUUUUAUCUUGACUAAGAAUACCAACAUUUCAAUUAUGUGACAAACUUAGAUUCUGAAAUGUUCUUAAACUUUCACAUAUCAGGCGCUCUUUAUGCAAGACUCUGAUACUAUUAUGAAUUUAUAUAUGAUUAUAUUACUCAAAAUUCAUGAGAAACAAAUUGUCAAUAGUACUAGUUGCAGUAUACUUUAAAAUAUUGUAUUCAGAAGUUGCAGUGCAGCUCUUUUGUUGCAAUAGACAUAUUUAAAAAAGAAUGUCUAUCAUAUUAAUCUGAGCUUAAUACUUCUUUCAAAAAUGUGAAUAAUAUAAAAAAAAGAAUUUGAGAAACAAAUAUGCUAUCAGCGAAGUAUUUCAUUAAUGAUGUUAGGGAAUUUCAAAUCAAUAUAGAUAAUUUUUUGAACGAAAUGCUAAUUCAAAAGUGAUUGUUUUGUAUUAUAUUCAUUAUCGUCAAUAUAUUUGUGAAAACAUAUUGAGCCAUUUAUUUUUAUCAAAAAUAAUAAGAGAAAAUGGAAUGAACAGAACUUUAAGCAAAAGUCAGAUGACUGAUAAUCAUUCCAUUGACUCCAGUGCUGAUCAAUAAAACACAAAAUAUCGUUAAAAUGAUACAUGAAGAAGUUAUACAGUAGUAUAUUCCAAAAGUGAACAUUUGAAGAAGCCGCUUGGAAACCUAUUUUGUUCUUCAAAAUGUUGGAAGAGACUGAACUGUCGGUUAAAAGCACCAACAACGUCACAACCGAGAGGAAUGCUUUUGAGGAUAUAGGUUCUUUCGAAGAACUUGAUUGCCUCUCUCAGUUUCUGACCGACCCUUAUCCGGGUAAUGGCAAAGAGCUUUUUUGUAAUUCAACUUGGGAUGGAAUUUCUUGUUGGCCUACAACACCUGCUGGCAGCACAGCAAAUGUUCCUUGUUUUGAAGAAUUUAAUGGUGUCAGAUAUGAUAUCACGACCAAUGCUAGCCGGCAGUGUUUAGAGAAUGGUACUUGGUCUCCAUGGUCAAAUUACAGAGAAUGUAAACCUAUAACCCUGCCUGAAGAUGACGAAUUCUUCCAGGUACUUUGGGAUAUGAAAGAAGCCGCCACAAUAUAUUAUGUGGGAUACGGAAUUUCUUUGGUGGCCCUGAGUCUAGCACUUUUUGUCUUUUUUCAUUUCAAGGACUUAAGAUGUCUACGGAAUACCAUCCACACAAAUCUGAUGGUAACUUACCUACUCAUCGAUAUGACUUGGAUUAUAACUGCUACACUGCAGUCGAAUCCAAAUCCGGCAUUUGCAAAGGUUGCGUGCUUUUUAGUCAUAUUAUUGACUUAUCUGAUGGCUACAAAUUUUUUCUGGAUGUUCGUGGAAGGUCUCUAUCUCUACAUGUUGGUGGUAAAGACGUUUUCCAUAGACAAGAUCCAGUUCAGAACGUAUAUUUGCAUUGGAUGGGGUAUACCCGCUAUUGUUGCAGCUGCCUGGGCGAUUGUGAAGGGCACUGCUGGCGGUGUUUCAGAAGAGCCACUGGCUCAGAGAGGCUGUCCAUGGCAGAAUAAAGAUUACUAUGAUUAUGUCUUCAGCUGUCCUGUUAUGCUGGUGCUUCUGAUAAACAUAUUUUUUCUUGCCAAAAUUAUGUGGGUUCUGAUCACAAAGUUGCGAGCUUCCAACACCGUGGAAUCAAAGCAGUACAGAAAAGCUGCAAAGGCUCUUUUGGUACUUAUACCAUUACUAGGAGUAACGUAUAUCGUUGUCAUCGCUACACCAAGUGACCCAGUUGCAGAAGUGGUUUUCAUCUAUAUUCAAGCCACAUUACUAUCAAUACAGGGAUUUGUGGUUGCAGUCUUGUACUGUUUCUUAAAUGGCGAAGUUCAAAACUCCCUGCGCCAUCAUCUUGAACGAUGGAGAACACAGAAAACUGUGGGUAAGACACCGAGACAUUCUGUUGGACAUUUAUCUCCCCAUCACGGAGAAAGCAUAGCUCUUUACAGGGAUAGAGGAGCUAGAGAAAGCUGCACAAGUUUCACCACAACUACAUCUGUCGUGAAUGUGCCUAAAAGAAGUGGAUCAGCCAAUCACUUGGCAGUUCAAGAUGAUAUGCUUUAAACAAUUGAGCAUGAAUUCUUUCUUUCCUUCUUCGGCUGAUUCAGAAUGCUAUUUGGAAUACCUGUGUGGUUAUCUCAAUUCGAACAACUUGCAUUCAGGUUCUAUUGGAUUUUUUUGCAAGAAACAUGGAGGUAUUAUGUGGUGAAGACUCUAAAAAAGUAUUGGAUUGCUUAGUUAAAAAGUAAAACAAGCAUAAGCUAAACCUCUAUUUUUGCUGAAUAUUGACAGCUAAACUAUUUGGGAACUUCAGAAUGUGGAGAAAUGAACAAACAAAUAAACUAAGAUUCAAAAAAAUAUAUCUUCAUGUAUAUUUGAUUACAAUUAUCUCUAAGAUAGUUACUCAAAAUACCAAACAGAAAACUAGCAACAAGAAUCUUAAGCAUCUUACCGGAUUCAAAGGAAAAUAAUCCCAGGAUUCUAUAAUGAUGAAGUGUAGAAUUAUUCUAUACUGUCUUGUUUGCUAAAUGGAAAUGGAAAUUAAUCAAUGUAUAUGAUUAAAUUGUAAUGGUUUUCUGUUAUUUUAUGGACAUUAUAUAGCACUUUGUUCAGUUCCUUUAAUCAAUUUACUAGAUCCAAUCCAUUGAAGUUGUGCUGAAAUGAUGAUGGACUGUUUGCUCCAAUUCUCCAAAAUAUUCUGUAAACGACUGGGGCAGUAACAUGUUAUUCAGACUCUAAGUACUAUUCAUCUAAUGUCGAUGUAAAAGGUUUUCAUUUUGCUCUUUUUAUAUAAACUUUAUAAAGGGAGUACAACACGUGAAGGUGAUCUUCAUAUUAAUUGAAACACUUAAGAAAUAUUCCUGAAUCAAAUUAAUGAAUAAAAUAUGGAAAUCUAAUUGGAUUUCAAAAUUUAAUUCCUGAUAAAAUUGGCAUUAAAUAUUAUUUGCAUAAAUUUUGAAGUUAUGUGUUAGUGGUUUGAAAUUCUUUGUAAUGAAGACUUUAAAAGGGAAUUAGCUUCAGUUGUUUAUCAGUUUGAGAUAUUUGUUGGUGAUAAAAGCUGGAUACAAUGUAUCUCCAAGGAUAUAAAUUUGAAAGUCAUUGCAACAUACAGAACUUUUGAAAAUUAUUUAUGAAAAACAAUAAUGACUUUUGAAGAUCAUUUACGAAAAACAGUAAUAAGCUUAGUUCUUUCUUUUUACUGUAUUAGAUAUAUAAACAAUGCGUGUUGAAUAUGAUUCAUAAAAAUAUUUCUGCAAAUGAUGCCAAAAUCGUGUUUUGGGACUUUCGCUCACCAUUAAGAUUUGUAAAAAAUUUCGGAAAGCAGAAUAUCCAUUACAAAGUGAAAAACUGUAUUCAUAUUAACUGUGUUUCCAUUUUUGUCGUAAUAUUUGCGUUAUGUUUCAAUGACAUAAUUUGGUGCCAAUUAGGUUCUGCUUACUAAUAUGUAUUUUGUAUUUAUUUUAAUCUCAGAGUCAGUUAAGAUUUUUUAAUUGUCUUCUCAGAUUUACACGAAUGUAAACAACAUGUAUCAUUUAUAUCAUUUGAAAAUAAUAAUAGCUUCUCGGUGUUUAUGUGUGUUAUAUAUUAAAACUGCACGAUAUACUAAUAAUAUUUCACGACACUGAAUUUUUAGUGUAUUUUUUUCGUAUACUUCAGUGUAAAUAUGCUUGGCAUGCAUAGUGAUCACUUUGUUUUUCAAUCCUACAAAGGCAGCUAAAGUUGCGGAUUGUAAUAUGUUUUACACCAUUAAUAAAAAUUUCAUUCAUUAAUAAGGUGCUUCUUGUUACAUUUCAUGAUCAAGAAUUGAUAUCCUGACAUAAGUUGUGUUACUUUUGUAGGAAUAGUUUGUGCAAAUACUGUAAUAAGUAAUGUCUUUUUUCCAUUAUUGUAUUUCUGAAAAUCAUCCUGUAUUUUACUGACCUUUAUUUUUUAUGUAUAUAAUUUUUGUGUGUGUAUUCAUUUCUAUGCAUGUACACAUAUGUAUAAAUAAGGAAGUUCAAGGGGACGAAUUUAUGACAAUUUGCAUUAUGCAUGGGUUUUUUUUCUGAACUGUAUCUGGUUGAAUUUGUUUUCCGAGUUUUUGAAGUUUAAGAUAUUUGUAUUAAAUUUAUAAUAUAAUUAUUAUUCACUAAAUUUAUAUUAAGUACUUUUAUUCUAUUAUAAUAUGUCAUAUGUUAUAAAUAAUUUAUUUGUUCUUUUAAAAACUGCAUUAAACUGAGAGGUUUUAUAAGAAUACUUCCAUCUUUAAAGGAUAAAUAAAUAAUUUAGUUUCUGAAACUGAUAAUGACAUUAUUGAACAACUCUGGAAGUGUUUAUAAUUUUUUGAGGAAUCUUAAGCAAUCAGAAACCUGUGAAUUAUAAAAGAAAUUUAAUUUUCAUUUUAAUAUGCACGCUGCCUAUAUUUUUCUCUUUGCUAUAAUUUGAACUAACAAUUAUAAAAGUUAAGGAAAUAGAAGCCAUAAAAUGGAAAAAAAAAUCAAAUAUAAAUUAAUAUAACUGUAAUUUUAUGUUAUGCAAAGAGAAUAAAUUUGGGGGGUGGGGUGAUUCACAUUUUCUAAACUGUAAAAUUUGCAGUGGUGGUGCAAUAUAAUAUCGCAGAUUAAAUUUGGUUUUGUCCCAAAUGUGUUAGUACUAAAAUUAAAAGACUCUUAAUUUUCUUUCAUAUAAAAUGUUCUUUAAUGUAAUAUUUCUUAUCAGUGGUCGGAGAAUGCAUAAUUUAUUCAAUUUAUUCUCUCUUUGCCUGAAUUUUGAUGAAAUAGUGCACUUGGUAUGCUCGAUUCUUUCUGAUACUGCACUUUGUAUGGAUGCAUUACAUUGUUCACUCAUCUUUGUUUAUUCUUUUGUAAAAUAGAUUUCCACAUGUGUUUUUCAAUAGCAUGUCUAAUUUUCUGUGUUUUGAAAUAAAUGUGUGAAACGAA
Molecule: messenger RNA, 5865 nt
Organism: Argiope bruennichi
Lineage: Eukaryota; Metazoa; Arthropoda; Arachnida; Araneae; Araneidae
Product: diuretic hormone receptor-like
Exons: 13
Coding region: 1625-3010 (461 amino acids)
Biological process (GO): cell surface receptor signaling pathway; adenylate cyclase-modulating G protein-coupled receptor signaling pathway
Cellular component (GO): plasma membrane
Molecular function (GO): G protein-coupled peptide receptor activity; peptide hormone binding; diuretic hormone receptor activity
Source: RefSeq, a predicted model, not a curated record